Gilbertella persicaria is the source of this 2670-nucleotide messenger RNA. RefSeq lists its product as uncharacterized. The transcript is spliced from 2 exons. NCBI's taxonomy places the organism in Eukaryota, Fungi, Mucoromycota, Mucoromycetes, Mucorales, Choanephoraceae. The coding region runs from base 68 to 2635 and encodes 855 amino acids. The record is from RefSeq and is a predicted model, not a curated record.
UGCCUGAAAAAAAGAAGCUAUCAUUCUACAAUCAAUAAAACUUAGAUUUUCUACACCUAUUCAUAGCAUGAAGGAUGGCUUCAAGUCUAUUGAGAUAGAGCCAACUGAAUGCUAUCUUGACUUUAUUGGACCUGCGAAACCAGACGACACAAACACACAUGCUCUCAAGGGCAAAGUACGUCUUUCCCUUUACAAAUCUGUAAAGAUUCGCAACAUGUCUAUCAAGUUCAAAGGCCAGAGCACCAUCACCCUUCAGCAACCCGCCAAUUUAGAACUUACUUGUCCUCUUUUGCCCAAGCUAAAGCUUCCUCUGUUUGGAAGAACCACCUUACCAGCAGGUGAUCAUAUCAUUCCUUGGGAAAUGGAUAUUCCCAACAUUUAUCCUCGCAGUAUCAUGAUCAAACGCGCCAGCAUAAACUACAAAGUCAUUGUGUCCAUCUCAACAGGAAUUACACGGACAUUGACUGCAGAAUAUCCAAUUGUCAUUCGACGUCAUUUACUGCCCUACAAAGAAUUGGCUCCAUUGAUUGAAACCAGGCUGUUUCGACGCACUAUACCUGCUAAAUUCCAUUACGAGAUUGAUACUCCGCAGAUCGUCUGUAUUGAACAAGAACAUAUUCCUCUCGCCAUCAAAUACAUCAGUUUUGCUAGUCAAAAGCCUGUCAAGACAAUAAAAACACGACUUAUUCAGAUUGAAUUGUAUAGGCGCCAAUCGCUCUCCAAGACUGAAUCUGAUUUGUCUUGUAGUAACAAAGACUCUCAUAUCCUUGAUCUAGAUAAGAAAAUCGCAGACUCAGUCAAUUACAAAGAUACCCAUUUUAAAUAUAUUAAACGAACAGUGCCAGCGCUUAUACAUAUACCUAAUGAAUCCACCUCUGCUUGGAAACAACCUUACCUUAUUCGACACCGUCUUCAUCCUUACCUGUCAUUUACUCUGGACUCACCCAUGGUCACUAUCUAUCAUCACCUCGAGAUCACUUUUCAAUUCGGCAUGAAGCAUGAUGAUAUCAAAUCGCGUAUUCCAGUCAUUAUAGCUUCCAUACCGAAAAAGGACUCGCUUCAAUUAUCAGACAAACCUUCUUUACCUGUAGAGCAAGACAACAGCAUGAUGAUGAAAUACGCUUUUGAAGAAGUGGCUCAUGCGAACUUUUUGACUUAUCGACUUGAGUCGAGAGCUUCUACUUUUAUGACAGAUGACGAAAGUGCUAUCCAAUACCACGAAGGAACAUUUAGCAAGGUCAAGGAUGCCAAUCUAUUGUCUUUGAUGAGCUUUGAUGAAGACAUUCAUACGACAGACAAACUUACGCCUGUGUCAUUUGGCCCGAGUCGUACUACUUCCCCUACUUCACCCACACCUCCAAUAAGGCCCCUUUUGUCUCAAUUUGGUAAUAGUCAGAGUGAACCAGAUACAUUGUUAAGUAGACGAGCCUUAUCUCCUCCUCCUCUUCCUCCUCAAGAAUUGACUUUUCCCCUUUACCAAAACUCAAAAGAGCUCAAAAAGUUUGCUUCUGCUGCAGAUAUCAGCUCAUCUUCAGAGGCAUCGUCACAACAAGAGACCGAACGCCCAAGAACAACCACACCUACCAUGCGAAGACAAAACAUGUACAGGAAGCCACAGUUACCGCCUAUCAAUGUUGAUUUAGCAAAUGGAAAAGAUACCCGAGGUCUUACAGUUUUGCCUCUACCACGUCCACCUCAAGCUGGACUUCCAUUACCUCCUUUGCCUACCACAACCUCGUCUGGCUCAGGUGUUUUGCCCAUAUUAGAUCGCAAUGAACAAAGUCGGUCCAAUAUCCAUCUAGAAUCAAGCAAGAGAAAUCGCAACAAUAUGAGCAUGGAGGACAUGCAGUCGGUCUAUUCAGAGGCUUCUGUGACAAGCAUGAACAACGCGCCUAGUCUGAGCUCUUCUGCUUCUCUGUCCACCAACAAAAGCCAGCCUCAACUUCAAUCCAGACCUCCUUCGCCUGUGUUUAGUCCAGCUCCUGGUUUGCCCGCCACCAUUCCACUCAGACCUCAACAAGAAGAUACUUCUCGUAUUGAAGAAACGUUCCUUUCUGAUGGCGCUGUCUCGCCUGCUAUGAACACCGUGGCUUCCUCUGUCGUCCUUUCGCCUCGCACAAUGUAUUCUCUUCAACGCCGUAUUGCACUCUCCACCAUUUCCUCCUUAACUAAUGAUUCCUGGCGCAUGGGUUCUUCUAUUCUACCGAGAGGAGGACGGUAUUCGACUCAGGCGGAUUCAGACGUUCACUCACUCAUGAUGCAGAGUAGUCGUUACAGUAGUGAAAAUAGUAGCCAUCUGUAUGAAUCCACUUACCAACAAUUGUACAGUCCACCACCGCCACCACCUAACCCAUAUAUCAAUGCCAGACUACCACCGGUACCAACUACCGAAACGACGAAAUCAAAGUCGAAUAAGCGGUCGACCAUGAUCUAUCUUGAAGACAGUGACAAUGAGGAUGAUGGGGAUCAUCGAAAGAGCGUACCUCCUUCACCUGUACCUCAGCUACCUCCCUUGGAGACUUUAGUGUUAUCUGAACCCAGUACAAGUACAGCAGACAAAGAACAAGACUGUACACCUCCAAAAUUACCUCGAUUAUCGUUUGGUAAAGAUUUUGGUAUCUCGCUAGGUCUUUAAACUUAUUAUGGAUAAUAAAACAUGUCAUAUGAUAC